Messenger RNA from Ylistrum balloti, 1629 nucleotides. Its product is annotated as cytochrome P450 2B19-like. The record is from RefSeq and is a predicted model, not a curated record. NCBI's taxonomy places the organism in Eukaryota, Metazoa, Mollusca, Bivalvia, Pectinida, Pectinidae. The coding region runs from base 1 to 1497 and encodes 498 amino acids. Gene Ontology annotation, cellular component: intracellular membrane-bounded organelle; cytoplasm. Gene Ontology annotation, molecular function: oxidoreductase activity, acting on paired donors, with incorporation or reduction of molecular oxygen, reduced flavin or flavoprotein as one donor, and incorporation of one atom of oxygen; heme binding; iron ion binding. Gene Ontology annotation, biological process: xenobiotic metabolic process. The transcript is spliced from 4 exons.
AUGUUUAGUGCUUUAUUUCAACUCUUUACUGUUAGUAGCGGUCUAAUAUGGACACUUCUUGUUCUGGUUGUGGUAUACUAUCUGUGGGACAGGCACCAGAGGCUGAAAUCCCUACCGCCGGGACCUACUCCAUUCCCACUGUUGGGUAACAUACUCGACCUGGCCACAAAGGAUCAGUUGAAUUCAUUUCGUAAACUACGGGGAACGUAUGGCGAUCUGGUCACUCUUCACGUUGGGUCGUUCACAAUGGUGGUUGUCAGUGGUUAUAGCACACUCCGGGAAUUGUUUGUCAAGCGAGGUGACGUCACUUCUGACCGACCUGACCUCUUCACUUUCACAGAACUAUCAAAAGGCGAAGGGAUAGCUAGCAGAUCUGGUCUGGAAUGGAAGACACACAGAACAUUCGCUAUAGGAGGGCUAAGGGAUUUUGGUUUCGGCAAAAAAAGUAUAGAAGGAAAGAUCAUGGACGAGGUUGAAGUAUUUCUUCAUGUUCUUGACGAAAAACACGGACAACCGAUACAUCCCGAGCCCUCUAUCCAGACCAGUGUUGCAAAUAUCAUAUGUUCCAUUGUAUUCGGUAAGAGGUUUGAACAUGGCGACCCUGUAUUGAUUAAACUGAUGGAUAUAAUAAAUGAAAGUUUGUCCCUGGGUGGAUCCGCUGGUCUUCUAAACCUCAUGCCCAGUCUCCGAUAUGUCCCUGGAGAUCCAAUAGGUUUGAGAAAGGUCAUCAAUCAUUCAGAGAAAAUCUUUGAAUUUCUUUACCAUGUCAUUGAUGCUCACCAGGAAGACUUCAACGAGGACAACAUUAAAGACUUCAUUGACGUAUAUUUAAAGGAGAUACAGAACAAAAAAGGGGAGGAGACUACUUUUACAGUCUCACAGCUAAUGUUUACAAUAGCCGACAUGUUUAUCGCUGGAAUGGAGACGACAACCACAACUCUUCUCUGGGCUAUCUUGUUCUUCCUCCACUACCCGGAUGUACAGAAACGUUGUCAUGACGAAGUAACGAGGGUGGUAGGGGAAGGUCGAUUCCCGUCCCUGUCAGACCGCCCGGACAUGCCGUACAUUGAGGCCACCAUCACAGAGAUCCUCAGGUGUGGGGACAUUGCUCCUCUUGGGCUUCCACAUGCCACAAGUGAAGACGUGAAAUUCAAUGGACAUAUCAUUCCUAAAGGAACUAUAUUGAUAUCAAACAUCAACUCUGUCCAUACCGACCCUGUACUGUUCCCAGAACCAGAUAAAUUUAAUCCGUCGAGAUUCAUUGAUAACGAUGGAAAAGUGUACGGAACAGAGCAUGUUAUAGCAUUCUUUUUCGGUCGCCGUGUGUGUAUGGGGGAGACUCUCGCCAGGUCAGAGCUGUUUCUUUUCCUCACCUCCAUGGUACAGCGAAUCCAGUUCAAACCUGUGAAUCCAGACAAUAUCCCUCCUAUCAAAGGACAUUUGGGAGUGACACAUAAACCAUACGCCUAUGAAUGUAUAGCCGAAAAACGAGUAUAGAAUCGUGUCCCAUUGGAGACUCACAGCUAUCAUAUUUCUUUACAACUUCUAAAUUUUGCUGUAUUGAUAAAACUUCAGUAUCAGUAUUACUUACCGUCUUUUGUAAAUAAAAUUAUGAGUUCUUUAAACUCG